Molecule: messenger RNA, 528 nt
Organism: Botrytis porri
Lineage: Eukaryota; Fungi; Ascomycota; Leotiomycetes; Helotiales; Sclerotiniaceae
Exons: 1
Coding region: 1-528 (175 amino acids)
Source: RefSeq, a predicted model, not a curated record
AUGGCACCAUUGAUCACAAUGCAAAAGUCGCCCGAAAGAGCAUUUGCUCUGCAGAAAUAUCUGCUCCUUCACUCUCAGCAUGAUGCCCUCCAAAAGCACAUCAACAAAGUCACUGCUUCCAUCCCCGAAAGUCCUACCGGAUAUACCGAUCGUCAACGCAACUCUUCCGUCUCUUCAGACUCCAGUUUCGCUAGCGAUGCAUCCAUUUCACCUCUCAGUCGCAGAGGCAGUCUCCCGCCCUCUUUCGGCCACACACAACAUCUUCACCGCGAGGAAAGGAUCAAUUCACUACCAGCGAUUGUAGAUGAAACGGUCAUUGAAGUGAUUGAGGAAGAUGAGCAAAAAUUGAAGAAUGUGAAUCAACAAAUCAAGACUGCCUUGACUGAUCUACUCAACUGUGAGAGUGUAAAGGGCGAUGUCAGAUAUAGGAAAUGGGUUCAAACACGAUUGAUGGACACGGAAAGAGAAUUGAAGGAGCGCAGAACGAGAAGUUGUGAGAGGAGAAGAAGCGAAGACAUGAGUCUUUGA